Messenger RNA from Aedes aegypti (yellow fever mosquito), 2189 nucleotides. RefSeq lists its product as uncharacterized. The coding region runs from base 228 to 2126 and encodes 632 amino acids. The record is from RefSeq and is a predicted model, not a curated record. NCBI's taxonomy places the organism in Eukaryota, Metazoa, Arthropoda, Insecta, Diptera, Culicidae. Gene Ontology annotation, cellular component: nucleus. The transcript has 3 exons.
UCGAAUCCGUAAAACAAAACAAAAAUACAAAUCGGUUAAUUAACAAAAAAAAGUUACAGCUCUUCAAAGUACACCGGGAUCAUAUUGACUCCACAACACAGAUAAAGGGUUAACUACAAUGCUGCUACUCCUACCGAUCAGCAUCCACCAGAGAAGUGCCUAGCUAAGCAAAACUAAUGUAAUCAAAAGCGAUAUCGAGACAGCGAGAGCAACGGCUAUGCUCUAAGAUGCUUGCAUGCGAGAUCGAACUCGAUUCGCCUCGAUUCAGCAUAAGUGAAGUGCUGCUGGAAGCGAUCGAACGUGAUCUUGGUAACAACAUGGGAGUUCUUCAUUUCGACAGCUUUGUACGCGAAAAUGUUCCCAACGGUAUUUUUCACGUCGACAUGGAACAGGAAAUUCGGAAAUACGUGGAUGCGGCUGCGGCUCCGAUGGUCGUCAUUGACCUGAUUUCGCUGUACAAACCGUUGAGCAAAUACGAUCAAAGGGCACUUGCCCUUGGAGGACGAUUCAAGUUGGCGUAUUCCGUGAUAAGCGAGUUUUUUGAGAGGAUUAAAAAUCUCGGAGUUGAACUGGUAUUCUUUUGUUACGGUUCAAUACAAGAGCAGAAGGACGAAGGUUGGAGAGCUCUCCAGGACGCUCGGUACAUUAGAAAUUUAAAGGCCUUCGACGACGUUGAUGCGGGAAUCACGGUUGAAGAAUUUACCGAGCUGCACCCGAACAUGCUGAAUUUCCGCUUUCCUCUGACAAAUGUAGCGAAAAAAUAUGGGUCAUUAAAGUUGGCUUCCCGGAAAUCAUUGGAACGAGAGCUGGCGACAUAUGCGAACCAACAUAGAGCCUUGGCAAUUAUCUCUUGCAAUUCGGAUUUUCUCGUUUUCGAAGGAUCUUGGCGCUACUGGUCAUCCGAUCAGCUGAAACUUCCAUCUUUGAACACCAUGGAGUACAACCGGUCGGCAAUAGUAGACUAUUUGGGACUUGACUUCAAGCAAAUGCCAUUGUUUGCGACACUCGGUGGCAACAAGAUUAUGCCAUAUAACAUCGUUAAGAUCCUGCAUGCUCGACUCGGAACCAACAGAGACAAAUUUUACAACAUUGCUCGAUUUGUACGAGAACUUCCGAUUGCUCCACUUCAAGAAAUUAACAUUUUGCAUAUUCUGAAGUUGAUCACAAACCACGAUGAAGUCGAUAAACAACUCGUGAAGCAAUUUCAACAAAGUUUGGACGUUUACAGCUCCAACACCAGCGUGGAGAGUGUCCCCCCACCAAGAGAUCCAAUUUUGAGUGCACUUUCAGAGGACGAUUCUCCAUUCACAUACCUCAUUUGGCAGCAAAAAGCUCCAGAAGUUGCUAUAGGUCACAUUGAUCUGCGUGACCCUGGCUCUGACAGCGCACAGCUUUUAAUCUCACUUAUCGUUCGGAUGGCUGGAAUCGUACUGUUUCAUAAGGAACCACACCGACCACGUCACUGCUCAGUUAUCAUCAAAUUGGACCACAUGAGCUCCCAUCAGGAACAUUGUUUCCCAGUGCAGUAUCCACCUGAUGUCGAACCACCCACUUUGCCCGAGUUGUUAUCCAGGGACCCCGCCGAACAUCUUCGCUUGCAAGACAUCAAAUUCCAUCUGCUAGCGUGGAUUAUCUCCGAUACCCUUCAGCCUGAUCGUCUUCAACAGAUUCCACAUCCGUUGCGCUCAACCGUUUACACGCUCUACUACUUAAUCCAGCACAAUGCUCUUGAACUCUUCGAGGCCGACCUGUUUCUGCAGGUGGCCUACGACGUGGUCUACAAAACGUACGAUCCUCACUCAUUGGAGUACCCGAGCGUCAUCAAGAGUCGUCCGUACCGAAUGGUUUUUCUGUACCAAAAAGUGUAUGCAUGGACCUGGAAAGCCUUCCGACUUCUGGGCAUCAAUGGUGGAAACCAUUUGCAGGAUGGCAUUGCAUUCGACGGUGUUUUACUCCAUAAGCGAUACGACGAGUGGAGUCGCGGAAUGUAUGACUUGGAUCGCAUUAAGCACAUGAGAAUCUACGAAGAGUUGGUUGAUGUGUCCAAUAACGGAAAAGAUAACGCAGGCUGGUACGUCGCAGGAAAGAACAAGCGCAGGAAUAACAACAAACUUUCUGGAAAAUAACUGAUUAAUCUGAUUGUAUACAUUAUGUGUUUUAUUUUUGUAUUCUAAUAACGAAUUGAAUAA